This is a messenger RNA of Prunus armeniaca (apricot), 366 nucleotides long. The record is from the annotation of a GenBank genome assembly. Lineage: Eukaryota; Viridiplantae; Streptophyta; Magnoliopsida; Rosales; Rosaceae.
AUGCAACUAAACACUGGCAAUGAUGUAAGAGGCUGGUCUAUUGUUGGAGAUUAUUUGGAGGCUUCGAUUUUUAUAGGAGUGGCGUGCGUUGAUCUUCUUCUUCGGAUCGAACUCCAGCUUUCUCUCACUGAUCUUGAUGACGAGAAAGAACUCAGAAAAUUGCUAGGGACUGGAAUGGAUACGCAGGAUGCAUCUCCUUCAAUGUUGCUGUUCUUUGACAAGCAAAGAUUUAUAUUUAAUGCUGGAGAGAGAUUGCAACGGUUCUGCACAGAGCAUAAGAUUAAGUUAUCAAAGGAGAAAUGGAGAUUUAAAGAGAGAAGUUAUGGAUUUGAUAAGGGUUUAGGGUUUAGGGUUUACUAUCUCUAA